Messenger RNA from Sitophilus oryzae (rice weevil), 1402 nucleotides. Its product is annotated as protein phosphatase 1 regulatory subunit 21. Gene Ontology annotation, cellular component: membrane; early endosome. The record is from RefSeq and is a predicted model, not a curated record. The transcript has 5 exons. Bases 92 to 1054 code for a protein of 320 amino acids. Lineage: Eukaryota; Metazoa; Arthropoda; Insecta; Coleoptera; Curculionidae.
UUUUAUCCUAAUUUAUUUAGCAGCUGUCAAAUUUAUUUACUUAUUUAAAUCUCAGAUCUCAGUACAGUCUCUGAUAUUAAUAGUUAAUAAAAUGGAUAAACAACAAACAGAAAUUGAAAGUAAAUAUCAGAAACUUGCCGCGGAAUAUUCAAAAGUACGUUCUCAAGCUACAGUAUUAAAGAAAGCUGUUUUGGAUGAACAAGCAAAAAAUUCGCAGCUAACUGAAAUUAUUCGAAAUGGCGAACAAACAAUUAGAAAAAGAGAUCAAGAAAUGGAAAGUCUCACAUUUCGUAAUGAGCAGUUGACCAAAAGAAUAUCAGUGUUACAACAAGAAUUACAAAUAAGUAGUCGUAGUAAGAAAGGAAAGCAAAAGAAUGUAGAUACAACACAAGUGCACGAUUUCAGUGUUUUAGACGAAGAAUUUCAAAAGAAAAUUCUAGAGAACGCUAAUCUUUUAAGCAGUAUAUCAGACAAGGAUUUAGAAAUUACAAGUUUUAAAGAAAAAAUUAUCUGGCUGGAAGAAAAACUGUUAAGUUUACAAAAAGAGUUGACUAGCAGUGAUGAUAGACACAAAGAUAAAUUGGAAAAAUUACAAAAAGAUAAAGAAACUUUAGUUGAAAAAAUUAAGGAGUUUAUAAAACAACAAGAUUGUAAGGAGAAUGAUGAUUAUAAUUUUUGGAAAUCUGAAGCAGAAAAAUGGAAGAGUGAAUGUGAAUUAUUACGAUGCAAACCUAAUACAAAUGAACGUCUGUCAGAGUAUUAUGAAUCUCAAUUAAGAGAUACUUUGGAAUCAAAAGCAGUGGUAUUUGCUGAAACCAAAUCACUUUUUGCAGAGAACCAAGCUUUAAAAUCAAGAUUGGAAAAUUUUAUUUCUGAGCAUACAGAACUUCAAAAAAAACUAGAAAUUAGUUAUGAAGAACUUGUAACAACUAAUGAAAAUUAUAAGAGUCAAUUAGAUGCCAUGACUGAACAUUUUGCGACACAGAAUGAAAAAAUCACUCAACAAUGCGAUGAAAUUCAAAUACUAAAACAUAAACUUGCAAGUAAGAAGUAGUGUUGACAAUAUAAGAAAUGAAAGAAAAAAAAUCUAAAGUUUAUUAAGUUUGGACCAGUGUAAAAUCUUUCACAUUCCAAAUAUUUAAGGUUUGCUUCUAACAAUACCUUAAGGACUAAUUUUAAAUUUAGUUUUGUUAAUUUAUUGUAAGAGCUUUUAGAGUUGUUUCUAGUAAAAAUAUAAAAAAUAUAUUCAAAAAUUGUAAAGAAAUAUUUUGUGAUAUUCAAAUUAAGUAUUGUACUUUAUAUUAAUUAUUAUUCCCUAAUCUGUUUUAGGGUUUGCUUCUUUUUAAUGUAUAUAUUAACUUUCAAUAUAUUAUAAGCAAUAUACAGAUAAUGUGAAGAAAUA